Messenger RNA from Pterocles gutturalis (yellow-throated sandgrouse), 852 nucleotides. RefSeq names its product optineurin (gene OPTN). Lineage: Eukaryota; Metazoa; Chordata; Aves; Pterocliformes; Pteroclidae. The transcript has 7 exons. The record is from RefSeq and is a predicted model, not a curated record. Gene Ontology annotation, molecular function: K63-linked polyubiquitin modification-dependent protein binding. The annotation marks the transcript as partial. Gene Ontology annotation, biological process: regulation of canonical NF-kappaB signal transduction; Golgi ribbon formation; protein localization to Golgi apparatus. Gene Ontology annotation, cellular component: cytoplasm; nucleus; Golgi apparatus.
GUUGGCAGUGAGGUAGGAGCUCUGAAUUUGCAAGUUUGUGCUCUGUUUAAAGAGCUUCAAGAAGCCCAUGAGAAGUUAAAAGAAGCAGAAUUGAUUCAGAAGAAGCUUCAAGAAAAGUGCCAAGUCCUGGAAAGAAGAAGCUCAGCUGCUGCAUCAGAAUUGGAGGAGAAACAGCAGCUAAUAUACACCAUCAAGAAGCUGGAACUUCAGGUGGAGAGCAUGCAGGCAGAGGUCAAGCUGGAACAAGCCAAGACACAUGAAGAAAAGGCAAGAUAUAGUAGCUUGCAGGAUGCAUGCAGCAAGCUCCUUUCACAACUCACUGAGGCAAUGAAAACAAUCGAUGAAAUGAAACUCAAAGAGCUGGACAGAGUGGAUAAAGUUGUGGUGGAACAACUGAAUGCAAAGGUGGAGCUGGCAGAACAAGCACUUGCUGCAAAGCAGCUCCAGAUAGAUGAAAUGAAGCAGAAAAUUGCUAAGCAAGAGGAGGACCUUGAAACCAUGGCUGUGCUCCGUGCUCAGAUGGAAGUUUAUCGUUCUGAUUUCCAUGCUGAGAGAGCAGCAAGAGAGAAGAUCCAUGAGGAGAAGGAGCAGUUGGCUGUCCAGCUGGCAUACCUGCUAAAAGAGCAGGAAAACCUUGAAGAUCUUGACCGAAAAACUUUGGCAGAGAUGCAGAAUCGCCACGGAGCCAGGAUACCAGGUCGGGAACACUCACCUCUCCUUGUCCAAAGAGGAACUGGUAGUCAAGACUGGCCAGAGCAGCAGAAUAUCUCAAUAUAUUCAUGUCCCAAAUGUGAAGAAAUUCUGCCUGAUUUGGACACACUGCAGAUUCAUGUUAUGGACUGCAUUAAUUGA